Messenger RNA from Glycine soja, 1213 nucleotides. Its product is annotated as fasciclin-like arabinogalactan protein 3. Gene Ontology annotation, cellular component: plasma membrane. The record is from RefSeq and is a predicted model, not a curated record. Lineage: Eukaryota; Viridiplantae; Streptophyta; Magnoliopsida; Fabales; Fabaceae. The transcript has a single exon. Bases 81 to 1001 code for a protein of 306 amino acids.
CACACAAAAAAAGAAAGUAAAAAAGAAAACCCUAGAGGAGAAGAAGCCAAAAAAAAGAAGCCAAAAAAAAGGCUCCAAAGAUGGGUUUCAAAAGCUCUUCUCUUCUAUGCCUAGCUCUUUUGCUUGCAUGCUCUUCGGCUAUUCAUGCCUUUGACAUCACACAACUGCUAGGCCAAUAUCCAGAGUUUUCCACAUUCAACAAAUACCUAACGGAAACCAAGCUCGCAGACGAAAUCAACAGCCGCAACACCAUCACUGUCCUCGCCGUUGAAGACUCAGCCAUGAAUUCCAUUGCUGCCAAGUCCCCAGAAGCCAUUAAGGCCAUCAUUAGCACCCAUGUCAUCCUUGACUUCUUUGAUGAGAAGAAGCUCAUGGAAGCUCAAGCUAAUAGCCAACAGUUGACAACCCUAUUCCAGGCCUCAGGCAUUGCAGUGAACCAACAAGGCUUCCUCAAGGUUGCACUCGUCGGCGAAGGCGAGAUCGCCUUCGGCUCGGCCGUGAGUGGCGCCCCAGUCGACGCCACCGAGCUCAUGAGGACCGUCACCAGCGAGCCCUACAACAUCUCCAUUCUCCAAGUCACCAAACCCAUCCUAGUCCCAGGUGUUGAUUCACAAACCCCAGCCUCAUCAUCUGGUGCACAAUCCUCACAAGGAGCCAAUGCUCCCGUUGCUGCACAGGGUGCCAAAGCUCCUAUGUCAUCAUUACAAGGUGCCAAGGCACCCAUUCCGACACCGGUUGCAAAGUCACCUGUGCCAGCACAGAGUGCCAAGGCACCAGUUCCUUCGAAGACUGCGGCCGCAUCUCCACCUACUGGUGAAAGCGUUGCCGAGUCUCCGGAGGUUGCUGCUGAAGCCCCAGCAACGAGCCCAACUGGAGCUGAGGCUCCAGGUCCCAUGGCUGAUGAUGUUACUCCUGCUGAUGUUCCUAGCAGUGCUUCAACCACAAAGAUGGGUUUGGUUGGCGCAGUGAUGGCCUUUGCUUCCCUCUUCAUUGUUCUAUAAAGUGAUUCGCAGAUCAAACAUUGAGAUGUAUUCAUUUUAAUACUCUUGUAGAAGAAGAGAAGGAAGAAAAGGAGGACGAAACAAAAGAAUGCUGGAAGAGAAAGUGUAGUGUUUGUGGCUAUUGAAAUAUUUGUCGAUGGCAAUGUUCUCGUGUCUAAGUGAUUGCGAAAUAAAUAAAUGAAAAACAAUUAAUAUGUUCAUGUUGUAAAAAA